CCACCCCUAGGUCUGAUGGGGGUGGUUGUGCCGACUCCGGAGGGGCAGCUCCGAGGACGCGGCGUGCGUGGCGGUUGCGGGGUUCGGGGAGACCCUGCGUCUGGGUGACUAGUGACCCCCGAAGGGUGGACGCUAAGGCCUGAGACAGGGACACUCAGUGGGACCUAGAAACAGAAAACCAGGUUCGCGUCCGCGAGGGAGACCCAGGCCUGGCACUGUCUUGCAGCCCUGGAGUAGGGGCGCAGGCCCGGGAUACCGGGGACAGAUCAGGGACAGACCGAGCAGAAGAUAGGGAACCUGUGGAUGGAGGCCCAGAUCUGGAGUCCCCGGAGACCAAGACACAGCCCAGGAUGGAGGACGUGUAGGGCUCUGGUCUGGAGUCUGAUUUGAUGGCCCCGUAGGGGCCACUGCAGGUUUGGGGGUGGGGCAGACACCUGGGCGUUACGGGAACCGCCCAGGUCAGGGAGCAGAGGUUGAUCUGGAGGGACAGACUCCAUGGGGGCGUGUCCAGGGCUGCUAUGGGCCUUUCGAAGGUGGCAGGCCAGACAGGUGCCUGGGUGGGACAGUUAGCACAAAGGUGAGCCACAGGCGGUUAGACUCCUCAGUAGAGCAGGAAUAGCCCUGGCUCCCACCCUCUUCUGGAAAAGCAGACAGCCAGACACCCAGAGGCCAGAGCAGGAGCAGGAGCUGAGGGCAAGCCACAGGUCUGGGAGUGCUUGGGAUAGGGCCAGAGUCAUGGCCCCUCCACCACCACUGGCUGCCAGUACCCCAAUCCUACAUGGAGAGUUUGGUUCCUACCCAGCCCAUGGCCCACGAUUAGCCCUCACUCUCACAGCACAGGCUCUGCACAUACAACGGCUACGCCCAAAGCCAGAAGCCCGGCCCCGUGAUGGCCUAGUCCCCCUUGCUGAGGUCUCAGGCUGUGGCACUCUGCAGAGCCGCAGCCCCUCAGACACUGCAGCCUACUUCUGCGUCUACACCUAUCCUCGGGGCCGGCGAGGGGGACGACGCAGGGCCACCCGCACCUUCCGGGCAGAUGGGGCAGCCACCUAUGAGGAGAACCGUGCAGAGGUCCAGCGCUGGGCAACUGCUCUUAUGUGUCUUCUCCGAGGAGUGCCCCUGCCAGGAGAUCAGGAGAUCACCCCUGAACUGCUGCCUCGGAGACCUCGCCUGCUGCUAUUAGUCAAUCCCUUUGGAGGGCGGGGCUUGGCCUGGCAGCGAUGUAUGGACCAUGUGGUGCCCAUGAUCUCUGAAGCUGGGCUGUCCUUCAACCUCAUACAGACUGAACGACAGAACCAUGCCCGGGAGCUGGUGCAAGGGUUGAGCCUGAGUGAGUGGGAAGGCAUUGUCACUGUCUCUGGAGAUGGACUGCUCUAUGAGGUGCUGAAUGGGCUUCUUGAUCGCCCUGACUGGGAGGAGGCUGUGCGGAUGCCCAUGGGGGUCCUCCCCUGUGGAUCUGGCAAUGCACUAGCAGGAGCAGUGAACCACCAUGGCGGGUUUGAGCCAGCUGUGGGUCUCGACCUCCUGCUUAACUGCUCACUGCUGCUCUGCCGGGGUGGCAGCCAGCCUCUGGACCUACUUUCCGUGACACUAGCCUCAGGAACCCGCUGUUUCUCCUUCUUGUCCGUGGCCUGGGGUUUCCUGUCUGAUGUGGACAUCCACAGUGAGCGCUUCAGGGCCCUGGGCAGUGCUCGAUUCACACUGGGUGCAGCCCUAGGCCUGGCCACAUUGCACACCUACCGAGGACGCCUCUCCUACCUCCCUGCCACCACAGAGCCUGCCCUGCCUACCCCAGGCCAUGGCCUGCCCCGGGCCAAGUCAGAACUGGCCUUGGCUCCAGCCCCGGCCCCAGCUGUUGCCCACUCGCCGUUACAUCGCUCUGUGUCUGACCUGCCUCUGCCCCUGCCCCAGCCUGCCCUGGCCUCCCCUGGCUCCCCUGAGCCCCUGCCUGGCCUGUCUAUCAAUGGUGGGGGCCCAGAGCUGACAGGGGACUGGGGUGGAGCUGGAGAUGCUCCACUGUCCCCAGACCCACUGUUGCCUUCACCUCCCAACUCUCCCAAAGCACCUAAGCUCUCACCCAUUACUGAAGGGCCUCCAGAAAUGCAGGCAUCGUUGGGUCCUCUGCCUCCCACCCCUGGUGCUCCAGGAGCCUCUACCUGGGGUCCAACUGACCACCUGCUGCCUCCGCUGGGCUCACCACUUCCCCCAGAUUGGGUGACGAUGGAGGAGGACUUUGUGCUCAUGUUAGCCAUCUUGCCCAGCCACCUCUGCGCAGACCUGGUGGCAGCCCCACAUGCCCGUUUUGAUGAUGGUGUGGUACACCUGUGCUGGGUACGAAGCGGCAUCUCUCGGACUGCCCUGCUGCGCAUUUUGCUGGCCAUGGAGCAUGGCAACCACCUCAGCCUGGGCUGUCCACACCUAGGCUACGCUGCCGCUCGUGCCUUCCGCCUCGAGCCGCUCACACCCCGUGGCGUGCUCACAGUGGAUGGGGAGCUAGUGGAAUAUGGGCCAGUGCAGGCCCAGGUGCAUCCCAGCCUUGGCACGCUACUCACUGGGCCUGCAGGCCGCAUGGGUCACAAUCCCUGAACCUAAUCUCAAAUGGAACAUGCUGGGGCAGGGCCAGAAUGAGUGUGUGGCCUACAUUCUAUAAGUGGAAGCAGGGCCAAGUCAACUAGAACAGAUGUUCAAGCCUAAACCCCAGCGUCCUGGGAGCAGUGCCUGAAGGGCAAAGGUGAUCAAUCCCUACCUACUCAAGCUUUUUUUUUUUCUGGUCUUUUUUGAGACAGGGUCUCCCUGUAGCCCCAGCUGGCCUGGAACUCACUGUGUAGACCAGGCUGGCCUCAAACUCACUGACAUCCACCUGCCUCUGCCUCCCUAGUGCUGGGAUUAAAGGCCUGACUCUAGUCUUGACUACCUGGCAGCCAAGGGCUGGACCUGCCUUCCAGUUCCCCUAAAGACAGGGCCUGGAAUGCAUGAACUUGGUGAGGUCUCAGCUCAUUGGCCAGCCAGGGCUGAGUUUUGCCCUACUCUGGCCAAUCAGCCCUGGAGGGGCAGGUUCCCCGGGGCAGUCCCUAGGAUUUGCACUAAUGUUCCUCCCCAGUGGGGGGGCAGGGAAAACCAUUUCUCAUGUUCAGUGUCAUGUGUGUCCCUGUCGCUAGUCUAAAAAGCAAUUGAAAAGUUCUAUGCAAUAAAGGCAGUCAGCUUCUUUCCUCUA
Messenger RNA from Nannospalax galili (Upper Galilee mountains blind mole rat), 3214 nucleotides. It is a transcript of the gene Sphk2, whose product is annotated as sphingosine kinase 2. Gene Ontology annotation, biological process: positive regulation of apoptotic process; sphingosine biosynthetic process; sphinganine-1-phosphate biosynthetic process. Gene Ontology annotation, cellular component: cytoplasm; membrane; intracellular membrane-bounded organelle. The transcript is spliced from 6 exons. NCBI's taxonomy places the organism in Eukaryota, Metazoa, Chordata, Mammalia, Rodentia, Spalacidae. The record is from RefSeq and is a predicted model, not a curated record. The coding region runs from base 736 to 2586 and encodes 616 amino acids.